CCCCCGAACCACCCACUAUUAAACGUUUACUGGGAAGCAGCUGGAAGUCCUCCAUCAACCACCUGAUCAGCAAGUGAAGAAAAGACAACUUUGUAGCUGCUUCAUCCACCCUGUUUGUUUCACACAGGGAAAAACUGCUGUACGGAAGUUAAAAUAUGCAGAUGAACUGUAAUUCUUAUCCAAUUACUUCAGUAAUCAAUGGAAUUAUCGAUAGAAUACUUAAUUACUAAAGUUGCAGCCCUAAUUUAAUUUGCUCCUUUAGGACAGCACCACCACAACAUGUGAGAGAGAUGUAUGCUCAAGGCAUGAUUGAAAAGUUCCCAAACCUGCGUGAUCCUUAUUCCAAAAAUGGAUAUUGGCUACUUAGCAUGGAGGCUUAAAAUCAUCCAGAGGAAGAGCACCUUAUCAGAGGGGAGAAGAUCAUCAUGUCAGCUGACUGGGUGUGGACCAACAGCCAGAGGAGAUGCUUCAUUUAACCCUGAGGUGACCCUAAGAGAAGAGCCAUAUAAGGAAGCUAAUUCCUUCAUGAAAUACUCUUCUGAUGAGGCCGCCAUCAGGAACAAAAUGAAGAUGAUGUUUGAUUACCAUUGCAAGAUGGUCCUGGACGAAAACAGAUCAUCCAGCGUCUUGACUGAAUUUCCUCGCUUCAGAGAUGUCAGAGGCUUGAUUGAGCAAGACUUCAUUCUGGAAUUUGGAGAAGAUGUAGCUACCAGGUUUUUGGAGAGGUGGCCGACUGUUUUCAAGCAUAAAGUGAUCCAGCAGAGCAAGACUCUCCCUACCUCAACCGACCUUGAAGAAGUGAUCUACUGUGCUGAAGGAGCUUCAAGUGAGGAGGAACUGGAUGAGACCCUUACCUCUGGCUGGGACAGUGAUCUUGCUUCCAUCAUUCUCCUGUUCCACCUGAUUCCUCCUUCCUGUCAGGGUUACAAAAGACGUGGGAAGGUUUCUCCAUCCCAGGAUGAGGAGCACCAUGUGGUCUUCCAGAAGAGUGGAACAAGUGUCCAGGAACAUGCUGAUGCCAUGAACUCCACUACGCAGCCCUACCCACUUGCUGUUGGGACAAAGAGGAGCACCAUUCAUGAGUUCUUCAUUGUUCUGGACAAGCAGGUCGUACCAUGCAUGUCAGCCAGCUCACUUGGAGCUUUUGAUGAAAUUUUUCACUUCGUAUUUGGAACUGUUUAUAAUCAAAUCCUCCACAACAUGUACGUCUUGGAACUUGGAGAGUUAAAGGAAGGUGCUGAAAUUGCUUCAGAACUUUGUAGUGAACUCUCUCUCUCUCCAUGUCAAACACAAAAUUACUUUCAACUGGGGCUACAGAAUUUCAUCGGCAACAACAUAUUCCUAAUUGGUCACUGGUAAUCUAAAGAUCUAAUUUGAAAAGCUUUUGUGUAAAAUUUUAUGUGACCUUAAGAAAAUGGGUGCUUUUAACUUUGUCACUGACCAAUUGAUAUUUGUCGUUUGUUAAAAAUGGCACUAAUGUCAAGUUCUUCAAAAAAUAUGUAUUUCUUAGAUAAAUGGAUAAAGAUGUUCCAGUAAAUUCACAUUGUCUUAGAAAAGUUUUUUCUUUCUAAUCAAACUGAAAAUGCAGAGAAGCCUUUAAGUGCAUUUUAUUUUUGUACUGAACUUAAUAAAUUAAUAAGACAAGGAAGAUGGGUUCUUUUUGUGCUACAAAUAUCUUUGGCUGUAUGUCGUAAGAAAUAUUAACAAUAGGUUUAUAAAAACAGUAUAUAAUUGUGUAAAUUUUUUUGACACUGACUGAAUUGGUUACACAUUAACACUGUUUAGAGUUAAAUUUAAUUAACAGUUAAAUAGAUCUUACACUUGUUAAGAAAAAAUUGUAGGAGUUGAUUUAG
This is a messenger RNA of Archocentrus centrarchus (flier cichlid), 1853 nucleotides long. RefSeq lists its product as uncharacterized. The record is from RefSeq and is a predicted model, not a curated record. Bases 349 to 1359 code for a protein of 336 amino acids. The transcript is spliced from 6 exons. NCBI's taxonomy places the organism in Eukaryota, Metazoa, Chordata, Actinopteri, Cichliformes, Cichlidae.